Messenger RNA from Pimephales promelas (fathead minnow), 1028 nucleotides. NCBI's taxonomy places the organism in Eukaryota, Metazoa, Chordata, Actinopteri, Cypriniformes, Leuciscidae. The record is from RefSeq and is a predicted model, not a curated record.
CAAAGCUCAGAAAAAGAGAAAGCGGACUGUGUUGAGCUGUUCACGGAUCUGAUCCGCUCCAUUGAGAGCUGUCAGUCUGAGCUGCUGGAGGUGAUGGAGCAGAAGCAGAACUCAGAAGAGAAACAGGCUGAAGAGCUCAUUAAAGAGCUGGAGCAGGAGAUCACGGAGCUGAAGAGAAGAAACACUGAGCUGGAGCAGCUCUCACACACUGAAGAUCACCUGCACCUUCUACAGAUUUAUCCAUCCCUGUGCAGCCCGUUAGACACCAAGAUCUGGACUGGGAUCAGUACUGACGCUAUUCUGAGGGAGGACGCUCUGAGGAGAGCUCUAUCAAAGCAUCAAGAAUUUCUCAAUGGUGCAAUGGUGAAGAUUACAGGAGCUGAGCUGAGGAGGAUUGAGAAGUGUACAGUGAUUGUGACUUUGGAUCCUGAAACUGCACACCCAAAACUCCUCUUUUCUGAAGAUGACAAACAAGUUGGAUAUGGAGAAACACGACAGAUUGUCCCAGACAAUCCGUGGAGGUUUGAUAAGUGUCCCAGUGUCCUGGGGAAGGAGGGAUUCUCCUCAGGGAAAUUUUAUUUUGAGGUGCAAGUAGAAGGAAAAACUGAGUGGGACUUAGGUGUGGCGAGGGAGUCUGUUAUCAGAAAGGGAAUAAUCACUCUGAGUCCAAGGAAUGGACUCUGGACUCUAUGGUUGAGGAAUGGAGGCGAGUACAAGGCCUGUGACUGUCAGUCUGUGUCUCUCUCCCUGAAAGUGAAGCCCCAGAAGGUGGGUGUGUUUGUGGAUUAUGAGGAGGGUCUGGUCUCCUUUUAUGAUGUAGAGGCCAGGUCUCAUAUCUACUCUUUCACCGAUCAGACUUUUACAGAAAAACUCUAUCCUUACUUCAGCCCAGGCUUUAAUAAUGGAGACACAAAUUCAGCCCCUCUGAUCAUCUCACCUGUCAGCAAAAAUAAGUGGAUUUUAGUCAAUGAUAACCAUUUGUAGAAAAAAUGUACUAUUGUCAUUUGUAAUAAAAUAAUGAAAGUGUU